Messenger RNA from Carica papaya (papaya), 1839 nucleotides. NCBI's taxonomy places the organism in Eukaryota, Viridiplantae, Streptophyta, Magnoliopsida, Brassicales, Caricaceae. The record is from RefSeq and is a predicted model, not a curated record.
AAAAGUGGUAAGUUCUUUUUGUAAUUUUUUUUAAAUCGGAGGAAGAAAGCAGAGAGAGAAAGUGGCAGGAAAGGGAGGAGUGUCAUUAGAGAGAGAGAGAGUGGGGGGUUUUAUUGGAGUUUUGCGGGAACAAAACUAGACCCACUUCUCAAAAGCUUUGGGCUAAUAAACACCCACAUUGUGGUUUGUGGGAGGUAGAGAGAGAGAGAGAGAGAGAGAGAGAGAGAGAGAGAGAGAGAGAUUGGGAGCUCUUUUUGAGUGUUGGGUUUGUGGCUAUGGUGGACGAUAUUGUUUUCAAUUCUUAAUAUCCGCCAUUGGGGUGCUCAGGAUUUAAGGCAAAGACUUUUGCUUUAGCUUCUUUGGUGUUUGUAUCCUUCUGUGUUUUUUUUUUUUUGGAAAAAAUGGGCGUUUCGAGUUUCACCAGAGGGUUGGUGGUAAGUUUUUGGCUAUGGGGUCUGAUCUCUCUCUCCUGUGCCGCGAGGUUAAGUGUAGAGAAGCAGAUUGAGGUGAAAAAGCACUUGAACCGCUUGAACAAACCGGCUGUUCAGAGCAUUGAGAGCCCGGAUGGUGAUAUUAUAGACUGUGUUCAUAUCUCAAAGCAGCCAGCUUUUGAUCAUCCUUACCUUAAAGACCACAAAAUUCAGAUGAAGCCUAGUUUCCACCCAGAAGGGCUGUUUGAUGAGAACAAAGUGUCUGAAAAAUCCGAAGAGAGAUCAAGUCCCAUCACUCAGCUGUGGCAUCAAAAUGGUAAAUGUCCUGAUGGAACUAUCCCUGUGAGGAGGACAAAAGAGGAUGAUGUGUUGAGAGCAAGCUCUGUCAAAAGAUAUGGCAGGAAGAAGCACAGAACCAUCCCUCAGCCCAGGUCUGCAGACCCUGAUCUCAUCAAUGAAAGUGGUCAUCAGCAUGCAAUAGCUUAUGUGGAAGGAGACAAGUAUUAUGGAGCAAAGGCAACGAUAAAUGUAUGGGAGCCUAAAAUACAGCAGGCUAAUGAAUUCAGCUUGUCUCAGCUAUGGAUUCUGGGAGGUUCCUUUGGCCAGGAUCUUAACAGUAUUGAAGCUGGUUGGCAGGUCAGCCCAGAUCUGUAUGGUGAUAACAACACAAGGCUUUUCACUUACUGGACUAGUGAUGCAUAUCAAGCCACAGGUUGUUACAAUCUUCUUUGCUCAGGCUUCAUUCAAAUCAAUAGCGAAAUCGCAAUGGGUGCAAGUAUCUCCCCUGUAUCUGCCUAUCGAAAUUCGCAAUACGACAUCAGUAUUCUUGUAUGGAAGGUAAAAAAACAAGGAGUCCCCACCUCAAUAAUAUUGCACACUUAUUUUAACAAUCUCAAGGCACCCAAAGGAAUUGGCACUUUCACUGAGCAAUCAAAUUGCUACGAUGUUCAAACGGGCAGUAAUGGGGAUUGGGGCCAUUACUUUUACUAUGGGGGCCCCGGUAGAAACCCUAAUUGCCGAUAAAAGAACCCAAAAAAAAAAAAAAAAACUCUAAUAUAGUCUCUCCUAUGUAUCAUUCAACCUAGUGUAAUGCCUUUUUCUUCUUCUUUUUAUCUUCUGUAUACCUCCCCUUUUCUCUGUAGGCAAUUCUCUUUAGGUAAAAAUGUGACAUCUCUCUGUAGUGGGAAGUUUUGACCCUUGUUUUUUCUUUUUGUUUUCUCAACUUCUGAGAGGAGUUUCUCCAUGUAAGAUAGAUGGGGAAUGUGGCUGAAGUUUCUCCAAAGCUAGAAGAAACAGGCCUUUGUUACUAUCUCUCUCUCUCUCUCUCUCUCUCACUUUGUAUUCUAUUUGUUUGUUUGCUCCUUUCUUGGAGUGGUUUGUUAAUGAAAUGUCUCAUCUUUUAUCUCAA